CCUUGAUCUUCCACACGCUAGCCAGAGUUGAUCUCACAUACUACUCCUUCAUCCGUUUCCUCUUCAACAGCAACAAUUAUCAAUUAUUUCUCUAUGGCUCCCGUUGCUGUCACACAAAGUUUACCAGACCUGGUUGGGCAGACUGUCGACGAAGGAAGAUUGCGUCUCGUUGCUCGCCUUGGAUCUGGAGCCUAUGGGAUCGUAUACAAGGCUCUCUUGCUCUCAUCGCCCAAAGAAGAACCUGUCUACUACGCUGUCAAGUGUCUCAAGAAGUUUGCUGCGGGAUCUAGGGAGGCUGAGUUUCAGAUUCGCGAGUUGAAACUGCAUCGGAUGAUGUCAAGCCAUCCCAACAUCAUCACAAUGCACCGAUACUUCAUCGACCCUGAUCACAUCUUCGUUGUCCUCGACUUCUGCCCUGGAGGAGAUCUGUUCGUCGCAAUCACAGAGAAGCACCUUUUCCGUCGGGACACAGCGCUCGUGAAGAAAGCGUUUUGUCAGAUCUUGGAUGCUGUACAAUUCUGUCACGAUAACAACGUCUUUCAUCGCGAUCUCAAGCCGGAGAAUAUCUUAUGUGACAGUCAAGGGACGCAGAUGUUCUUGGGUGAUUUCGGUCUCUCGACGCAAAGUUCAAUGUGCACAGACAUCGGACUUGGUAGUCCCUUCUACAUGAGUCCCGAGGCGAUCGACCUAGGUUUCAACGAAGCUUAUUCCUGCCGGCAGUCGGAUAUCUGGGCACUGGGUGUCAUCCUUACCAACAUGAUCUCUGGACGCAAUCCGUGGAAAGCUGCUGAAGUCGGCGAUGAAUGCUAUCUCACAUUCCUGGAGAACAACGACUUUCUUCUCCAGUCUCUGCCGAUCUCUCGUGGUGUCAACGAAAUUCUCAAGAACUGCUUCCGUCGUGAACCUCGGGCUCGGCCGUCCAUCAAGAAACUGAGGGAGGAUGUCCUCAAGCUCGACUCAUUCUUUCUAUCCGAAGCUGAAUUGGUCCACGCAUCUUCAGCCCAACGCGCGAUUGCCGAGUUCUACGCCGAUCCCACUCACCCAGAGUCGCCAGAAGGCACUCUGUGUGAGUCUCCUGUUUCCGAUGUGCGAUCUGUCGAGGUAUAUCUCUACGACACCCCUCCCUUCGAUGGUUUGCUGGCCCCUCCUCGGCCGGUUUCUGUGACCUCGAGCGAUGUUUCGGACGACAGUACUGGCCCUGCUACCCCUGCUCAUGGACCUACUGAACCCACCGUGGAUGUUGUCGUCCCUGAUCUGCCGGAGGACGAGAAUGUUGGCAGCUCUGCUCUGUUUCUCAUCGAUGACGUGGCAAAGAUCAAUCUGGGUGAAGCGAAGCCGACACGCAGUUUAUUCAAACGAGCCAUGCAGCGCUUUCGUGUCAAGGCCACGGUUGCCAGUUGAGUAGCUUUUGUACUUCUAUCGUUUGUGUAUUACGUGCCUGGGUGUUGGUUUUAUCAAGGGACUUUGAAGACUGAAAAUGGCGUGAGAUUGACGCGCUUAUUUAUUCGAAUGAGACGAUCGAUUCGCUAAGUAGCAGGCCCUGGCUAAUCUUUGGCAAUCGGGCACGUGCGUGUAGCCGUGUAUAAAGGUGAUUUUAUUUUCCAUCGUACCAUCAUUCUUCUCUUCUCCUUCUCCAUCCUCCGUCCUUUCUUUCAGCAUGGUUGCCUCCAGUGUUCUCGGUUUCCCCAGAAUCGGUGCCAACCGUGAAAUCAAAAAGGCAGUCGAGGCCUACUGGGCUGGCAAAAUCUCUGCCGAUGAGCUCACUAAGACCGCUGCCGACGUGAAGAAGACCACCUGGACCAGCCUCAAGGAGCGUGGUGUCGAUUUCAUCCCCAGCGGUGAAUUCUCUCUCUACGACCACGUUCUUGACCACUCGGCUGCGUUCAACGUUAUCCCCAAGCGUUAUACCGGCCUUGGUCUCUCUCCCCUCGAUGUCUACUUCGCCAUGGGCCGUGGACGUCAGGCUGAUGGUGUUGAUGUCCCCGCGUCGGAGAUGAAGAAGUGGUUUGACUCCAACUACCACUUUGUCGUCCCUGAGGUUUCCGAGGAGACUGAGUUCAAGCUCAACUUCAACAAGGCUGUUGAAGAGUUCAAGGAGGCCCAGGCUGCCGGUGUCACUACCCGCCCCGUCGUCCUCGGUCCCAUCUCCUUCCUUGUGCUGAGCAAGGCUGCCAAGGAGGCCGCUGCUGGCUUCCAGCCCAUCUCUGUUCUCUCCAAACUCCUUCCCAUCUACAUCACCCUCUUGACUGAGCUCAAGGCUGCUGGCGCCGAGUGGGUUCAGAUUGAUGAGCCUGUCCUGGUUCUCGACACCGCUGCUGCUCUUGAGAAGGAGUACCUCGAGACCUACAAGGCUCUUGCCGAGGUCGCGCCCAAGAUCGUUCUCACGACCUACUUCGCUCGCCUCGAGUCGAACAUCAACUUCAUCGUGAAGCUCCCCGUCGCUGGUCUCCACAUCGAUCUCGACCGUGCUCCUGCUCAGCUCGAGGAGGUCGUCGCUGCCGUCAAGCCCACCAACAUCAUUCUCUCCCUCGGCGUUGUUUCUGGCCGUAACAUCUGGAAGACCGACUUCGCUGUUGCCAUCAAGGCUGGCCAGACUGCUAUCGAUGCUCUCGGCGCUGACCGCGUCAUCGUCGCGACCUCUUCCUCAUUGCUGCACACUCCGGUGACCCUCGCUUCUGAGAAGAAGCUCACUGCUGAGCAGAAGGACUGGUUUCGUUCGCCCUCGAGAAGGCUUCCGAGGUCUCCACCAUUGCUGCUGCCCUGUCCGGCUCCCAGGAUGCUGCUGUUGCCCAGGCUCUUGAGGCGAACAAGGUGUCCAUUGCCAAGCGUCGGGAGUUCGAGAGCACCUCGGACGACACCGUUCGCAAGCGGGUUGCCGCUAUCACCCCCGAGCAGCUUGAGCGCAAGAGCCCCUUCGCUGUCCGCCAGGAGAUCCAGGCCAAGCACCUCAACCUGCCCAAGUUCCCGACGACCACCAUUGGCUCUUUCCCUCAAACCAAGGAGAUUCGCCAGGCUCGUGCCAAGUUGGGCAAGGGCGAGCUCACGACCGAGCAGUACGAUGAGUUCAUCAAGAAGGAGAUCGAGACUGUUGUUCGCUUCCAGGAGAAGAUCGGUCUGGAUCUGCUCGUCCACGGUGAACCCGAGCGUAACGACAUGGUCCAGUACUUCGGCGAACAGCUCACUGGCUUCGUAUUUACCCAGAACGCCUGGGUGCAGAGCUACGGUUCUCGCUACGUGCGCCCUCCCAUCAUCGUCUCUGAUGUCAGCCGCCCUGGUCCGAUGACUGUCCGCUGGAGUGCGUACGCGCAGAGCCUGACCAAGAGCCCGAUGAAGGGUAUGUUGACUGGGCCUGUGACGAUCCUGAACUGGUCGUUCCCGCGUGCUGACGUGAGCCGUGAGCUGCAGUCGAAGCAGCUUGCGCUCGCUCUGCGAGACGAGGUUGUCGACCUUGAGAAGGCGGGGAUCAGCGCGAUCCAGGUGGAUGAGCCUGCCAUCCGUGAGGGUCUUCCCCUUCGCCGGUCUGACUGGGAUGCAUACCUGAAGUGGGCUGUGGACUCGUUCAAGCUGUCGACUGCCGGCGUGACGGACCAGCUGCAGACCCACUCUCACUUCUGCUACUCUGACUUUGACGACAUCUUCCCGUCGAUCCAGCGCCUGGAUGCCGAUGUGAUCUCGAUCGAGGCCUCGAAGAGCGACAUGAAGCUGUUGACGACGUUCAAGCACUACGGAUACUCGAACCAGAUCGGUCCGGGUGUGUACGACAUCCACUCUCCGCGAGUUCCCGGAGAGCAGGAGAUCAAGGACCGGCUGAAGGACAUGCUGACGAUCCUGCCUGACGGCCUGUUGUUUGUGAACCCUGACUGUGGGCUCAAGACUCGUGGCUGGAAGGAGACUGAGGCGUCGCUCGUCAACCUCGUCAGCGGCGCUCAGUGGGCUCGCCAGAACUACGCCUAAUUGACCCUUUUUGCUUUCGCUUCAACAGCGUCACGCGUCGUGUGUUGAUUCUGGUGUGGUUGCUUGUGUUUUGUUUUCUCCUGUAUAAUGCAUCAUGUAGCGUAAAGAUUCUCAACAAUCAAUGUAUACUAUCC
Molecule: messenger RNA, 4088 nt
Organism: Mycena citricolor
Lineage: Eukaryota; Fungi; Basidiomycota; Agaricomycetes; Agaricales; Mycenaceae
Source: the annotation of a GenBank genome assembly